AUGCCUCCGAAAAUGGCACGCCAAUCACAAGUCCCACCUCAGACCCUUUCGCCCGUUAACUUGGGCGCUUACGGCACGCCUUCACCGAGCCUGCCGUCGGGCUCUUCUGCCGGCGCCGCAGCCAAGCCGCCCGUCAACAUAGCUGACCUGUGGGCGCAGCUAGCAGCGGUGUCGCCAACCGGCGGAGGCCGCGAUCGCUCCUCGCCGGCCGGGGUGCCGAGACGGCCCCUCACCUUCAAGCAGCAACUGCUCUUGGGAAGCAUGGGAUGUCACGACGAGGACGUCCUGCACGCGAAGCACACCAACGCUGAGUCCAACAUGCUCCUGGCCGAGGGCCGAAAGUACAGGGACGAGUUCCAGGCGCAGCACGGCGCCAAGCCCGCCAGCAGUAAGACGUCCUACCUUGCUGCCCAUUGCUCGCUUGCGCCAGCUGCCGGACCUCGUGCCCGCUUUCCAACUGCCCGGCCACAAGGAAACUUGAACCUAGGCCUUAUUCUUCGUUCCUACAUCAUAGCAAAGGACCGACGCGACGUGGCCUGUGCACACGCUGUUGCUGUGGUGCUGUUCUUGUUCUUCUGGUUGUGGUUCCUGUUGUUCUUGUAUACGCGCGCGCGACGACAUGACUGCAUGUACAUUGCGCCGUGCGCCAAACGCCCUGUAACUCGCUUCGACUAA
Messenger RNA from Volvox carteri f. nagariensis, 675 nucleotides. RefSeq lists its product as uncharacterized. The transcript is spliced from 3 exons. Lineage: Eukaryota; Viridiplantae; Chlorophyta; Chlorophyceae; Chlamydomonadales; Volvocaceae. The record is from RefSeq and is a predicted model, not a curated record. Bases 1 to 675 code for a protein of 224 amino acids.